This is a messenger RNA of Spodoptera exigua (beet armyworm), 1002 nucleotides long. Lineage: Eukaryota; Metazoa; Arthropoda; Insecta; Lepidoptera; Noctuidae. The record is from the annotation of a GenBank genome assembly.
UUUUAAUACUAUCGUGACAAAAUAAUCUUUGAGUUGUUUUCUCUAGUCUUUGGUAGUAGGUAAUAUGUUUGAUCUGUCAAAAAAUGUCUUUUUGACGUGAUUUGCCGAUAAAAUUAUUUGGAUAGUUCAUUUUUAUAAACAUGGGAGGUUCUCAAAGCACUCGAAAAGUAACUGUUGAUAAUGAAAAUGCUAUCCAAGUGUCUCAGGAAGCUUUAGACCGGAUACAAUCUCAGCUCACGGCAAAACAAGCUGAACCAAGGCCCCAAUCUGCACAACCAUACUCACCACCAGCAUAUGACUACAGACGUCAAAACGAAUACGCUGCUGAGGAGGCUUACUGGGCGCACCGCAUUGAGAACCUAAAGAGGGCACAUGAGAAAAUAAACAGCGGAAUGCAUUUGGAAUAUCAAAAGACACUGAAAGAAGCUAAUAAGUUAUUUAAUAUGGUUGAAGAAGACAAAGUAGCCUCUAAACUGCCACCCUGCCAAGAGGAGAAAGCUAAGGUUCUCCAGUGCUACAGUACAAAUCCAAACAAAUCACUUCUGUGUUCAGUGCUAGUGAAUGAAUUCAAUGACUGUGUGUGCAAGAGCAGAGUAGCAGCUGUAACGGCCACGUCUUAACAACCAGAAUUAUGUAAAUAAUCAUUAUUAGUAAAUGUUUCUAUCAACACCAAGCAGUACUGACCUCAAAGGUUGCAUUCGGCCGUGGAGUAGAUUUAAUAUUAAUGAUGUAUCAAUAAACUGUUAUUAAUUUAUACUGUUUCUUUUUUACUUCUUUAUUUGUGAUUUUGGUGUGAAAAUGUCGCCUAAUUAUUUCUAUGAGUUUUUAUAAUUAUAAUUGUUGAUAAUUUGAGGCCUGUUUUAAUAAAAUUUAAGUUCUUCAUAUAUAUAAUCUUUUAGCUGCUUCAAAAAGCCCCUUAACUACUUCCACUGCUAUCUACAUGAACUAAUAACUUUGUUUAUUUCUAACCUAACCUGCCUUGGUGUAGCAAGUAUAAUAUAU